This is a messenger RNA of Penicillium malachiteum, 849 nucleotides long. RefSeq lists its product as uncharacterized. NCBI's taxonomy places the organism in Eukaryota, Fungi, Ascomycota, Eurotiomycetes, Eurotiales, Aspergillaceae. The annotation marks the transcript as partial. The record is from RefSeq and is a predicted model, not a curated record. The transcript is spliced from 2 exons.
CGCGAAACCCGAACUCAACCUCCAUCAUGUUCGCAACACAACCCCCCCUCAACCCCAUUCCGCCAAACACGCCACUACAGUCCUGCGCGCCCAUCCCCUCUAGGGCCGCGCAGCACAAACAUCUCCACUCCUCCCUGGACAAUGGACUCUCCUACCUUCGGAUGUCCGCAAAGCCAAGCGCAAAAGCCAUCCGGUCUUAACGCAGACACAUCCUUCUCUCCAUCUCCGGUCUCAUUCUCGCUAAAUAAUAAUUCCCAGCCUCAACAGGCUACUCGCCAACAUUUCUCUUCCCCUAUCUUCAAUACUGCCGCUGCCCCUGCUACACCUUUAUUCUUCUCGCCGAAUUUGCCAUCAACCUCGAACUCGAACCCCUUCUCACCGGCUUCUCCGUCACCAGCAACUCGGGGUAGCAAAUUCGCGGAUCGGUAUGCGGCGCAGGUAGCUAAUCCGAUGAAGAGCUCUGCAUCGCUUGCUCGCUCGAAGACGCGGAAAAUGUUCCUGAAUCGCGUGCGCAAUGAGCGUGAUGAGGGUCGAUUCGAGGCAAGAGGGGAACAGAUGAUGAGGGCUGAUUACAUGGCUGAGAAGCGGCGGUGGGAGCAAUCCAUGGCUAGGGAUAUGGAUCGAGUUCAGGGAUCGAAUGAGAUGCUGGAGGAUGAUAUGCUUCCUGACGAGUCUGAGAUUCGUGCGCUGGAUGAAUUUAUCUCCCAGGAAGAGGCGAUAGAGAUGGCAAUGUAUGAGAGUAUGUCUCAGCAGGAUACGUCUUUCAGUGAUGCUGAGUAUGAUGAUAUCUUCAUGACGAUGCCCGGCCCUGCGCUAGCGCAUCAGAGUCCGGAUAUGGAUAUGUCAUGA